CACACCAUCUCACUGCUUCAUUCUGACUCACAGCAAACCGGCUUCAAACCUGGACCCUCGGACUACCAGCCGCCCCGCCAUGAGCUGCCCAGUUCUCCUCCCUGUCUCCUUGCUCCAGGGGGAGGAUGAGGGUCUCCCCUCUCCCUGGUCAAUGGACUCCUCAGAGCUGUGUGAGGAUCAUGGAGACAGUCCGUCCCUGUUCUGUUUGGAUGACCUGGAGCCUUUGUGUCAACAGUGUGCAGCUGAGUGCCACACAGGACACCGAGUUUACCUCCUGACAGAGGCUGCAGCUGACUGUAAGGAGGAGCUAAGAUCAUCUUUAAACGGGCUGCAGAAAAAGAUGGUUCAGUUUGAAAAAGCCUCACAGACCUGUGAGCAUGCGGCAAAACACAACCAGGCAGAGGUCAAACUCACAGAGGAGCUGAUGGGGAGAGAGUUUGAGCUCCUUCACCGGUUUCUGAGAGAGGAGGAAGCAGUGAGGUUACGCUCGCUCAGAGAUGAGCAGGAGGAGAAGAAAAGAGACGCAGACGAGCGGAGAGACACGAUGACUCAGCUGAUCAAAUCUGUGGAGGAGAAGAUCCAGCUGAUGGAAGAGGAACUGCAUGCCGACGGAGACGGGGUGAAAUAUCUACAGAACUACGGAGACGACGUGAUGAGCAGUGCUUGUUCAGGUAGCUUGGAGUCCCCACAGGUGUGCACACCUCUAAUAGAUGUGUCCUCACACCUGGGAAACCUGCAGCACUCUGUGUGGGAGAAACUGAAAGGCAUCGCCGCGUACACCCCGGUGACAUUUGACCCCAGGGCAGCUGGCCCCUCUCUGAGGGUAUCUCCCAGGUUAAACAGGGUCACACCUGGACCUUCACAGGGGCCGGGAGGGGGUCUCUGUGUUUCUGAUAAUCCGGAAAGUUUACACUCGUAUUCCUGCACACUAAGCAGAGAGGGCUCAGGAGAGACCUGCUGGGACAUCCAGGUUGGUGACGCCACGAGGUGGACCGUGGGAGUGGCAGCUGAAUCAGUCUCCAGGGAGACAAAGUCAGAGGUCUGUCCUGAGGCAGGACCCUGGUGUAUCAGCCUGCGAGACAAAAAGUACAGAGCUCUGACCUCUCCCUCUCAAGACCUGAAUCUGGAUGACACAGUCCACCUGAGCAGGGUCCGUGUGAGGCUGGACUGGGAGGAGGGGACUCUGGAUUUCAGAAAUGCUGAUACUGACACGCGUCUGUUCAUGUUUCGACACCGCUUCACUGAGAAGGUGUACCCUUACUUUGAGAGUCAGUCAGAUCACGUCACUGUGGAAGACACUGAGGAGAUCACAAGUGAAUCUUACCCUGAGCGAAGAUAUAACGGUGUAUCAUCGGCAUACGACAACGACACGAAGCCUGAGUGCAGACGUCAACACUCAGCAGUUUGUUCUGUGAGAGAGGAGAUGAAAACUAAAGCUCAGAGACGCAGCAUGAAGGGGAAGCAGGUGAAAAUGAAGGAGGUUCAGAGAUCUGACGAGAAGAAAGAGAGCAGCCCCCCCAGGUUCAGGGUCACCUACCAUGUCUCUCUGAACAAAGCCCUUCAAAUCGUCCAAUCACAGACUCAUCCUGAUCAUCCUCAGAGUUAGGAUCUCUGCUCUUAUAAAGAAACACAACACCAGCUGUUUUUGUCUUUUAUUUUGUAGGAGCAGCAGCUCUCCAGACUGACAACUCGACAUAAAGACAUAAAGACAUUAAAGGUCAAACAAAGGUGACUUUAAACGUUUCUUCUGGCGCCAUGGCGUCCACAUCUGUGGCUCUGAAUAAAAAGUCUCAAUCGAUGGAUGAACGGCCGUGACAUUUGGAGCACACUCUGAUGUCCCUUUCAGAACCAACUGAAAUCAAUCUGCUGAUUCUUUGACCUUUGAUUUAGCAAACACAAGCAGACCACAUCUGCACAGCCAACAGGGUAUAAAGGUGUGUUAGCUCAGCAGAUGGUGUGUGUGUUGUCUUUGAGAUGUUUCCUGACUUUUGAUCAGACAUUUUGUUUUUUUAAUG
Labrus bergylta (ballan wrasse) is the source of this 2015-nucleotide messenger RNA. NCBI's taxonomy places the organism in Eukaryota, Metazoa, Chordata, Actinopteri, Labriformes, Labridae. The record is from RefSeq and is a predicted model, not a curated record.